Eremomyces bilateralis CBS 781.70 is the source of this 1976-nucleotide messenger RNA. RefSeq lists its product as uncharacterized. Bases 193 to 1650 code for a protein of 485 amino acids. Gene Ontology annotation, molecular function: protein disulfide isomerase activity; protein-disulfide reductase activity. Gene Ontology annotation, biological process: response to endoplasmic reticulum stress. Gene Ontology annotation, cellular component: endoplasmic reticulum lumen. The transcript is spliced from 3 exons. Lineage: Eukaryota; Fungi; Ascomycota; Dothideomycetes; Eremomycetales; Eremomycetaceae. The record is from RefSeq and is a predicted model, not a curated record.
UGGUAUCUUCACCACCAGAGAGUACCGCAUGAAAAGGACAGCUUGUCCAAAUAGCCUAUGCCACAUGCUUAACACAACAACACUUGCACGUCGUCCGGUUUAUGAUCUACCGGUCUCUGUUCUCUCCAAUGCUGUAGUUCGAUUCUUUUUGUAAUUGCUUCAGUAACUCGUUCGCCGUGAGUGCCAUCCACCAUGAUCCGCUCCGUCGCAUUAGCAGCUACAGCUGCAUACCUGCUUUUGAACCCCGCUGCGGCCGCGGGCUUGUAUACAAAAGGGUCGCCGGUUCUCCAGGUCGAUAGUACAAACUAUGACCGUCUCAUUACAAAAUCCAACUACACAUCUAUCGUCGAAUUCUACGCGCCUUGGUGCGGACAUUGCCAGAGCCUCAAGCCGGCAUACGAAAAAGCGGCCAAGAGCUUAGAUGGCCUCGCCAAGGUCGCCUCGGUCAAUUGCGACGCGGAAGAGAAUAGGCCGCUCUGCGCUCGUUUUGACGUCAAAGGAUUCCCGACUCUCAAGAUCAUCAAACCGUCGAAGAAGCCAGGAAAACCCACGGUGGAGGAUUAUCAGGGCCCGCGGACUGCGAAAGGCAUUACCGAUAUCGUUGUGGACAAGAUCCCGAACCAUGUCACAAGGGUCAAGGACAAUGAGCUAGACGGCUGGCUCGAUCAGGACAAUAGUACGGCGAAGGCGAUUCUCUUCACUGAGAAAGGCACGACGAGCGCAUUGUUGCGUGCACUGGCCAUUGACUUUUUGGGUAGCAUCAAUGUUGCGCAGAUCAGAAACAAGGAGGAGAAGGCAGUGGAGGCGUUUGGUAUCGCCAAGUUUCCGAAGCUAGUUCUCCUCCCAGGGGGCGACAAGGAAAGUUUGGUUUACGAUGGGGAGAUGAAGAAGGAACCGAUUUCGAAAUUCCUUUCUCAAGUCGCUACUCCGAAUCCGGAUCCUGCGCCUGCACCGGAGAAGGCGAAGAAGCCGAAGAAGGCUUCAAAGGCGAAAUCAACCGAGUCGGAUUCCUCUGAAGAGGAAAUUCCCCAUGACAAGCCUCAAAAACCCAUCAUUCCGGACGAAGCGACUGAAGAGGCUUCCAGUGCCCCACUAGUCGUCGCCGGAGCCCCAGAAAUCCCCGAAGCCCAGGCUGGUGCCGACCUCCAAGCUGCUUGCCUCUCGACCAAAUCCAAGGUGUGUGUUCUUGCCCUCCUGAACCAAAAUUCGGACGGCGACGAGAGCGCAUCACAACUACUUGGCAGCCUCAGCGACAUUGCCUUCAAACAUGUCCAGAGGAAGGCGAAAAUCUUCCCAUUCUACUCGGUCCCGUAUGGAGAAGAACAGGAGAAACUUCGAGAGCAGCUUGGUUUGAAGCCGAGCAGCGACCUCGAUCUGAUCGCGACGAAUGGCAAGCGGUCGUGGCUCAAGCGAUACGGAGGCGAGAACUACGGCGUGAUGGCGGUGGAGACCUGGAUUGAUGCAAUUCGAAUGGGAGAAGGAAAGAAGGAGAAGUUCCCUGAGGGUGUCAUCGGGGUCGAAACCGUGGAGCCGGAACCGGAGGCACAUCAGGAGGAGUCGCAACCGAUCAUUGACGAUCAGGAGAACCCAUUGAAGGUUGAGAUCGUCGAAGAGAUCAUUGAAGAGACCUCUCAGCAUGAUGAGUUGUGAGACCUACGGACGUCUUUGGACUUUCCAUGUACUAUAUGAAUUCUAGGCGUUCCGCAACAGGCGAUAUUCGGAAAUGUUUACCAUUGAAGCGCUAGCAUUUCAUAGGAAACUCGGAUUGACUUCGCACCUGCCUUCGCUUCCGAGGCGGAGUUGCCCGAUAUUAAGUGAUUGAAUCAAAAUCUCUGGCAUCGUGCAUGGGAGUGGAUCCGAACGAAAAUUUCUGGACGUUCGAGACCGCAACGCGUGGGAUUUCCGCUGCCUUGCGCGGGUGGUGAAUUGAUAUCCAAUAAUCGUGUCCUGCUAGAUUCACCUUACGUUAUAGUGCC